Messenger RNA from Saccostrea cuccullata (small rock oyster), 1723 nucleotides. RefSeq lists its product as uncharacterized. Bases 404 to 1102 code for a protein of 232 amino acids. The record is from RefSeq and is a predicted model, not a curated record. NCBI's taxonomy places the organism in Eukaryota, Metazoa, Mollusca, Bivalvia, Ostreida, Ostreidae. The transcript has 5 exons.
AUGGGUAAAUUGAUAAUCGCUUUCAUAUUAUGCUACAUUAAUUAAACCAAAUAUUGAUAUUUCAUCAUCAUAUCCGAUAUUAGACAAUUGAUCAGACUGGUGCUAAAGAAUUCAUUGUGUGUCUCUUUCCCAAUUAAACAAUUAAUGAGAUAAAAAGUCAAUAAAGUCGAUACUCAAGGACAAAUUUGAUUCAGUAAGGUCUCCGGCACAUCAAUCUGAUGUUUUUACUUUUAUUAAUCAUAGGACAGUUUUAGCCCGUGCGUGUGUCAUUGGAAAUUCGGACAUUUAAUCGUCACUCAUACCUGGACAUACCGAUACUCAUACACCUAAUAGUGGGUAUUUAAAAGCCAGGGAAUCGGACAUUUACAAAACAUAGCAGAAUAUAUCAGCUGAUAGAAACAAAAUGCCUCCUAAAGCUCCAAGUAAAACGGUAAAAACAACAGCUGGUAAAGGAGGCACUGCAGCCAAACCUGCAGCCAAGGCAUCGGCACCCAAAGCUACCGCUAAGGAAUCGGUUAAACCAAAGGCAACCACCGGUAAAGAACCGGCCAAACCAAAGGCCGAAGAAAAACCAGCUGAGGUCGUCCCCGCUACAAAGACGCCAGAGAUGAAAAUCACCGUGAAAGAGAUAGCGGACUUCGUACUUAAUGACACAGAAAAAAUCGUCAAAAAUUCUAAAUGGUUUCCAAUGGUGAUUGACCCCAGUGAAAUUGCUGGAAGAUUUCUACAGUAUAGGGAAUGUACAUACAUAAAUGGCCUAGACCACGCAUUUAUGAAUUCUCCUGACAGAGCCCGAAUAGCGGUACUGGCUGCUCUUAGACAUGGUAAAAAACUUGUGAUAGACAUGAUGGGGACCGAUCUCUAUGAACCUCUGUUUAACGUCAUGGAGCAGGUCCAACCCGGGCUUCUGGAAAGUAUUCUGGAUAAAAGCAUCAUGGAAGAUGAAAAAAUUGAGAAAUUAAUGCGACCAGAAGAUGAUGACAUAUAUAAAGAAAUCUUACAGUUCGGGAUGAAGGAAGAAUUCGGUUUUGUUAUUGUGACCAAUAGUGAGAAACCUAAUGGUUUUACUGACAAAAUGAUGAUAGUCAGAGUGCAGAACUAGUCAUAUAACUUGUUCAAUGGAAAAUAAGUAUUAGCUCAGGUGAAAUCACGACAUGUUCAGUUGAAAAGUUAGUCUGAUUCAACUUGUUCAAACGCAAUAACAUUGUUUUGUAAAUAUACGUGAUGUAUAUUAUAGAUUUGCUGUGUGUAUUUGUUGAUGUUUCUACACGUAGCCAUGUUCAGGGUUGUUAUUGUAUUUCCCCCCCAAAAUAACGCAUACAAAUGAGAGUUAAAGGACACAUAUAUGUAUUAGAAAUAUCUCCGAGGUUCACUGCACGUACGCAAUAUUGGCCAUGGGUUAAACGAAGUCUCCUAUUUAUUAAAAAUAUGUACAUAUAUUUUCUUAAAAGACAAAUGUACCUGCAGUCAACCAAAGGAACCGUUUCAAUACCAUUGAUUCUUUUGUGCAAUAUUAACGUUGUGUAGUAUCAUAGAAGCAAAAUCAUAUCACAGAAGCAAAAUCAUACUGCAAGUUACAAAUAUUUGAAUCGCAUCGCUAAAGUUUUGCUUGUUGGAAGUUGCUUGUUUGAACACAUUUUAUGCAUUUAUAUUUACAAGGGGAAAAAAAACAAAUUUGAAAGCAAAAAAAAAAAAGUUAUAUGUUCUCUGUAUCUUAAAGAAA